Molecule: messenger RNA, 1237 nt
Organism: Nicotiana tabacum (common tobacco)
Lineage: Eukaryota; Viridiplantae; Streptophyta; Magnoliopsida; Solanales; Solanaceae
Source: RefSeq, a predicted model, not a curated record
AUGGGGAAUACUCCUUUUGCAAAGAUUAUCUUGAGUGAGGCACGCUUCCUUCAAUGUAGUCCAGCUAUGACAUAUAACUUUGGGGGGUAUCCUGCUUUCACUGUGUAUAUUCCUUUAGUACUUGCUCCCCAUGUGAGUAUAUUUGGACAUGUGAGAGGAGUCGGUGAAGAAAACGAUCCUUUUAAUGAUCUCUGCUUCUUUAACAGAUUCUGCAAUGUGAAGACAUCACGCACUCCACCCCCUCCGGACCCAAAUGAACCUUCUAAUGUAGCCGAGGCCAUUGCUUCGUGGGGUCUGGAUUAUGUUGUUAUUACUAGUGUUGACCGUGAUGAUCUACCUGAUCAAGGAAGCGGUCAUUUUGCUGAGACAGUGCAGAAGUUGAAAACCCUGAAGCCAAAUAUGCUCAUAGAAGCACUUGUUCCAGACUUUCGAGGAGACCCUAGCUGUGUUGAGAAAGUUGCAAAAUCUGGAUUAGAUGUUUUUGCUCACAACAUUGAAACAGUUGAAGAGCUUCAGCGUGUAGUACGAGAUCAUCGUGCUAACUUCAAGCAAUCUAUGGAUGUUCUGAUGAUGGCAAAGGACUGUGCCCCUGCUGGUACAUUGACGAAGACGUCCGUAAUGUUGGGUUGUGGGGAAACACCUGACCAAGUUGUUAAAACAAUGGAGAAGGUGCGAGCAGCAGGGGUUGAUGUAAUGACAUUUGGUCAGUACAUGAGACCAACAAAGCGUCACAUGCCUGUAUCAGAAUACAUAACUCCUGAGGCCUUUGAGAACUAUCGUGUACUCGGCAUGGAAAUGGGAUUUCGAUAUGUGGCGUCUGGCCCCAUGGUUAGGUCCUCAUACAAGGCAGGUGAAUUCUAUAUUAAAUCCAUGAUAGAAUCAGAUCGUGCAGCAUCUUCGGUGUAAGCUUCUGGUCUUCAAAUCGUGUCUUUUCAUACCACAGGGUUGAAUGUCCACACAAGUUUUUUUGCGAAUAAAAAGAAGGUUUGUCAUUUAACUCUUAUUCCUCUAUGGCAUCUUUCCAUAAGAGAGUGGAGAGCAAGAGAAAGAUAUAGGUUUUGCAAGUCUGGUUAGCUUUAGCUUUUGCCCCAUAUAUACCCUCAUUUAUGAAGUAAGUAUAAGUUGUAGUUGUAUAUCUACCUUACUGUAAAUCUGUUCCAUCUGUCACUAUUCUCAAGUUCUUUGUUGAAAUCAAUAGGGAAAAGAAAAUCUAUACAACGGCUGUCCUGUGGGCAUU